Molecule: messenger RNA, 1008 nt
Organism: Candida dubliniensis CD36
Lineage: Eukaryota; Fungi; Ascomycota; Pichiomycetes; Serinales; Debaryomycetaceae
Exons: 1
Coding region: 1-1008 (335 amino acids)
Cellular component (GO): lysosome
Molecular function (GO): thiolester hydrolase activity; palmitoyl hydrolase activity
Source: RefSeq, a predicted model, not a curated record
AUGGCGCACGCCAGAUCCACAAUAAACUUGUGUUCAGUUGACAAACGAACCACACGAAUGCUAUUACUGAAUUUACUCAACGUCCAACAAACUAUACUUCUGUUAAUACCAGAGACAAAUAUUGAUGUGUCCAAAAAUUUGGCAAAACCUGUUUUGCCAAAUGCAGAUGAUUACAGACCUGUGGUAAUUUGGCAUGGUUUAGGUGACAACUACAAUUCGUCGGGAAUACAUAAAGUUCAUGAAAUAUUAGACAGCAUGUAUCCAGGAAUAUAUGUCCAUUCAAUACGGUUAGAUGAGAAUCCUUCUUCUGAUGAACAAAAGUCUUUUUUUGGAGAUGCCAACCGGCAAAUUGACGAGGUGUGCAAACAACUUCGGAAUAUCACUGAAUUACUGAAAGGGUUUGAUUCCAUUGGGUUUUCCCAAGGUGGUGUUUUUUUGAGAGGUUUGAUAGAAAGAUGCCCCUUGGAAGUGAACAAUUUUAUAACGUUUGGCUCUCCGCAUCUUGGUGUACUGGAACUACCUCUAUGCAAAGACCGGUUUGAUUGGUUAUGCAAACAGAGAAAUGCCCUAUUGAAGAAGCAAGUUUGGCGUGAUAGUGUCCAAAAGCGAGUUGUACCAGCACAGUAUUUUAGAGAUCCAGCACACCUAGACCAAUACUUAGAGCAUUCAAAUUACUUGGCAGAUAUAAACAACGAGUGGGCGGAAAGGAAUGCAACUUACAAGAAGAAUUUUUCCAAAUUAAAUAAAUUGGUGUUAGUUAGUUUCACCGAAGAUACCACUCUUGUUCCUAAAGAAAGUUCCCAGUUUUAUGAUUUCGACCCGGAACAAAAGAGAAGCAUUCCUUUUCUUUAUACAGAGCUAUACAAGAAUGAUUACAUUGGAUUGAAAGCCCUUUACAAAAAGAAUUCAGUUGAUUUUCUAUCAAUUAAAGCAGAACAUAUGCAUAUUGAUGAGGGUUUCAUUAAAAGUAUUGCACAAGAGUAUUUUGGCGGGAAAUUGGGUACUUAA